Erigeron canadensis is the source of this 2361-nucleotide messenger RNA. RefSeq names its product putative cyclic nucleotide-gated ion channel 8. The transcript has 6 exons. Gene Ontology annotation, biological process: transmembrane transport; potassium ion transport. The record is from RefSeq and is a predicted model, not a curated record. Gene Ontology annotation, molecular function: voltage-gated potassium channel activity; protein binding. Bases 1 to 2127 code for a protein of 708 amino acids. Lineage: Eukaryota; Viridiplantae; Streptophyta; Magnoliopsida; Asterales; Asteraceae. Gene Ontology annotation, cellular component: membrane.
AUGAAGAGAUUUGGGUUCAAUGUAGAAGGAGCGAACAAUACUGGUCCUCCACGUCCUACUGCAUCCAAGUCGAUAAAGUUAGGAAUGAGAAGAGGUGGGGAAGGACUAAUAAACUUUGGGCAAAGUUUAAAAACUGGAGUGACGCGUGCAGUGUUCUCGGAAGAUCUCAAAGUGUCCGAGAAAAAAAUAAUCGAUCCUCAAGACAAGAAUCUUCUGAUAUGGAACAAGUUUUUGGUCUUAUCUUGCAUUCUUGCAGUAUAUGUGGAUCCUUUAUUUUUUUACAUCCCAGUUUAUAAUAACAAAGAGAAUUGCUUAAAAAUACAUAGAAGUUUAGCACACUCUAUCACAACUGUGAGGACCAUAGUUGAUAUAAUCUACAUUAUCCGCAUUGGUCUCCAGUUUCGUACAGCAUAUAUUGCACCAUCGUCUCGUGUGUUUGGGCGUGGUGAACUUGUAAUAGAUCCUGCACAAAUAGCAAGGCGAUAUGUGCAACGUUAUUUUUUAGUUGACCUUCUAUCUGUGCUACCGUUACCACAGGUUGUAGUUUGGAGAUUUCUUCAUAAAUCAAAUGGUUCGGGUGUGAUGGGUACGAAAAAGAUUUUACUGUGGAUUGUAAUUGUGCAGUACAUUCCUAGGUCCUUCCGUAUCCUGCCAUUGUUUUCAGAGCUCAAAAAGACUGUGGGUGUCAUUACUGAAACAGCUUGGGCUGGUGCAGCAUAUUAUUUGGUUUGGUUUGUUCUUGCUGGACAUAUUUUCGGGGCAUUCUGGUAUCUAUUAGCUGUAGAGCGUAAAAGUUCAUGUUGGGAGCAAGCUUGUAUCAAGGAAAAUAAGUGUGAAGUAGAAUAUCUUUACUGCGGACAUCAGAAGACAGACGGGUAUAAAGCCUGGGCUCAAAUAAGUAAAGCCACUCUUGAUGAACAUUGUGUUGAAUCUGAGGCCUAUGGAGAAUUUGAUUACGGGAUCUACUUACAAGCCGUGCAGUCUCAAGUUGAUUCAUCUGAACAAUUUAUAUCUAAAUACUGCUACUGUUUAUGGUGGGGCUUAAGAAACUUGAGUACACUCGGCCAGGGACUAGAAACCAGCACCUAUGCUAAAGAAAUCAUUUUCUCAAUCAUAAUCGCAAUUUCUGGGCUCAUUCUCUUUGCUCUUCUCAUCGGCAACAUGCAGACCUAUCUCCAAUCACUUUCGGUUCGCCUAGAGGAGAUGAGGAUCAAAAGGAGAGACUCCGAACAAUGGAUGCAUCAUAGGUUACUUCCUCAGGAGCUUAAAGAAAGAGUACGGCGUUAUGAUCAGUACAAAUGGGUGGAAACAAGAGGCGUGGAUGAAGAGAGCUUGGUCCAGAGUCUACCUAAAGAUCUAAGGAGGGAUAUCAAGAGACACCUUUGUUUGAAUUUAGUCAAAAGGGUGCCACUGUUUGCAAAUAUGGAUGAACGAUUACUUGAUGCCAUAUGUGAGCGCCUAAAACCAAGUCUCUACACAGAAAACACGUACGUACUAAGAGAAGAAGACCCUGUUGAUGAAAUGUUGUUCAUUAUCCGUGGCAGAUUAGAAAGUGUCACUACGGAUGGUGGCAGAAGUGGGUUCUUCAACCGUGGUUUCUUAAAAGAAGGCGAUUUUUGUGGUGAAGAGCUUCUAACCUGGGCUUUGGAUCCAAAAUCAGCAGCUAAUCUGCCACCAUCUACUCGAACAGUAAAAGCAUUAACAGAAGUAGAAGCAUUCGCAUUAAUUGCAGAUGAAGUGAAGUUCAUCACAAGUCAGUUCAGGCGUCUUCACAGUCGACAAGUUCAACACACAUUCAGAUUUUAUUCACAGCAAUGGAGAACAUGGGCUGCAAGCUUUAUACAAGCCGCAUGGAGAAGGUAUUCCAGGAGGAAGCUCAUAGAACUUCAUCGGCUGGAGGAAGAAGAAGACGAUGAGGAUUAUCAGGAUUAUUCUGCAGAUGAGGAUGAUGAUGAUGUAAAUGAAGAAAGUGCGUUGAUUAAAGGGCGUGCCUCAUCGUUUGGUGCAACAAUGUACGCAUCAAGGUUUGCUGCUAAUGCUAUGAGACGAGUUCAGAGGAGACGUGGUAUGUCCACAGGGUUUAUUAGUCUUCAAAAGCCCUCUGAGCCGGAUUUUACAGUGGAAUGAGAUGAUCAAUUUUUUUGUUCUACUUGUGGAUAGAAAUUUACAUGUAAGUUAACAGAUUUUUGACUUGGUGUGAAUUAUGUAUGUUGUACCUGUUUUUUGAUGUAGUAUAGGACGACCCUGAAACAUCAACGGCAGCUAAUUGAAUCUGUGAGAGUGAGGAAAUAUGUACAUAUACCGCUGCGUUUUUUAUAGCUAAAACUUGAAGAGUAACCAAUGUUGUUUAAGACUCUUGUU